AUGCUUUUUCGGCAUCGUCUUCGUGUACGCCCUCCUAGUUUUGGCUUUCUCAAGUUGCAUUGGCUUUUGUGUUUGUGUUUCGGGCAAGCUAUGUUGCCCCGAAGUUUACAGCGGCACGGUAGUCGGAGACAUUCGCUCCUUUGGAAAAACCCAGAGUAUUCCGGGUUGCGCGACUGUUCCCAUCUCUUGGAUUGGAACAGGAUACAUCGUCGAUCCUACUCCGCACUUGCCGUGUGCCAAGCACAGAGCAAUCCUGGACCGUCACCGCCAGAGAAGAAUAACACGCCAUCCUUACAGGACUUGGAAGCUGAAUUUGCCAGGCUUCACGGGCAACCUGUCAAUGUCAACAGUCCCAAGCAAGUAUCAACGGCUAUAUUUGGUAGUAUUCAGAGUACAGCCCGUGACCGACUGGAACGCGUGAUCGAGGGCAGUCUCUUUGUUCCGUCACUGAAUGGCCCACGCUUGGCCGCUCUGGUCCUCCAACAUCGAGCGCUUACCAAAAUAUUGGAAGAUACGGCAGGCAACAGUGGCGUCGAACAAAACAGGACGUUCCCGAGUGCCAUCUCGACAAACACCGGAGAUCGCUUUUCAAAGGUCGUCCUUUCCCACACAGUGUCAUCGGAAUCAGUGUCCACCAAUUCUCCCUACGAACGACAAGUCGAAGCGCUUUUUCAACACAAAACGACGCUAAUACACACGUAUUGGCAGGAACCUCUGCUGCAGGUUACCCGACCCUCGGCGCGUACAUUGGUUGCACAGCUCGAUGCGACACAGUGUCCGAUGGGCUACAACCCAUUAGCGCAGCCCAUGGAUCCCUUACGCGGUACUGUGUUGGACACGGACGCACAGUCAUCUUCGUCGACGACCGCCACGACUACGGCAGGCAAAAAGGGAUCCUUUCUGGCCUAUUGUCGUCAACAAAAGGAAAGCUAUCCCGAUUGCAUCAUUCUCACACGAUGUGGAGAUUUCUACGAAACGUUUGGAUUAGAUGCGGUAAUGUUAGUCGAGCACUGUGGAUUAAAUCCAAUGGGCAACAAGGCCAAAGCGGGCUGUCCCUAUCGCAACGUACAAGCAACUAUUGACGGAUUGAUAAGCCAAGGGUUUCGGGUAGCUGUCUACGAAGAAGCGCCCGACACAGAUUCUUCAACUGGGACAGGCGCUACGGGUGGCGCCAAAUCGCGCAUCAAGAGUCGCUUUCUGGCUCAAAUCGUCUCUACCUCAUCGCCAACCUACCUUUACGGUCUCGUUCUGCUAAGCAAUGCAGAUACUUUGGUGACAGCUCCGCCAUCUCGUCCCCACGUCGGUAUCUUGUCACUGGCAGCUGGAUACACGAUGGUUGAAAUCUCAAUCGAAGAAAGGAAUGUGCGCGUGUCUGACCGUUUGACGCCGGAGGCAGUGGCUUGUCGAUUGGCGGCGUAUCCUCCGGCGGAUCCUUUGUUUUACGUACCGUCGGAAGGAGAAUACGAAUACAAAUGCAGUACCAGUGAUCUGCGAAGUUUGCCCUUCUUGCCGUCUCGCCGAGAUUCGUUUGAGAUAGGGUCAUCCGGGGCGAGGCUAAGGACUAUCAUAAUCCCUCCUACAGUUGUGGAGGGGCCAGGUGUUGCCGGAGUGAGCGAAGCAGAACGAGCCAAACGCAUUAUAACCGCAUCCUUGUUGGAUAUGAUUAAAAGCCCACGAAGUAGCGAGAAUAUUGCCUCCGAUCAAACGGCUACCGUUGAAGAUUUUACGCUGCUGGCACCGUCGAACACACAAGCUGAUUCCCAUACAACUUCAACCAACCCGCUUUAUGUUGAGACCGCUAUGCAGCUUGGACUAAUGAAUGAUUACGCCAUCCCUUCUCUCGUCUCGCACAUUCUUCCAGAGUCGGCUCCUGCAGCAACCCGACGAUUCCUGCGUCGAUUCCUUCUCACUCCGCCUCCGCCGCGAGUUGGCGAUGCCAUGGCUACGCUGGUUCGAAUUCUCCAGAGCAGCGAUGCAUCUUUGCCCCCGCUAACAGUUCCUCCAGUUGGUAAAGUAUUGGCUCUGCUGAGGGCCGGUCAAGCGAGUGCUCAAGUGUACACUGAGAUGCUAAAAUCUAUGCAUUCUAUGGUGCUUUUGUUGGACACAUUUCCAAGUAACUCUGACUUUGUUCAAUCACUCAUGACCCUUCUUGAGUACGAAAGUGGUCUGGCUGGCGAUCCCAAUUCCUUACGUGAUCGAUGUCAUGAGGCUAUUAAGGAAAUUGAAGCUAUUAUAAGUCCAAUUCACCACUCAUCUUGGUCGGAACUGGACCCAUCAGCUAUUGACUGCAUUACCGACUUUGGGGGCCUCGUACCCCGAGCAUUCUUUGAACGGAACGAGGCCACUUGGCGCGGGCGGGUACAGCCGGAUGUGGUCCUAAAAUCCUACACAGAUGUGCAGCGGGCCGCUGAACUACUUGGGGAAGCGGUUGCCAAAGACUUUUGGCAAACCCCCCGUCAAGAUUUGGAGGGAAAUCCUGACACUACUUCGAAGAGUCUCAUCGCUCAGGAUAUUUUUAAUAACAUUUUAGCUAUGAAGGAGGUUCCACAAGGUGCCGACAAAGAUCUCUUUUUUCAUCCACGCGACCGCAACGGAAAAAUACUUCGGAACCGGUUUACUACAGAAUACGUACAAUCGGCAUUGUCUGAUUACGUCGCCGCUUGUGACCGGGCUUGUCAGGACGUGACAGACACUCUUGUUCGCUUGAGUCAGCUUCUCUGCGACGAUGGCCAUAUUCCUGCGGUUGUCCAAGCAUCUCAUGCAAAUUUGAUUUUAUCCUCGGCCUUUCAUCAUGCCGUUCGAGCGAACGCUGCAGGAUGGAACUUGGCGCGCACGUACGAGGCCACUCUGAGCGAGGACACGGCUGGAUACUUAAAAGACCUGUGGCCGUAUUGGAUGGACAAAUCAGAGGCAACAUCAAAUUCUUACGAAUUGAAUGGAAUGUGGCUUCUGACGGCACCGAACAUGAGUGGUAAAAGUACUAUUAUGCGAUCAACCGCUGCCGCGGCAUUGUUAUCCGUUUGCGGCCUGUGUGCACCUCUUGGGCCUGGCUCUUCCAUACGACGCUUCGACCAUAUUUUCGUACGUGGUGCAUCAGCCGACGUUCCCUCGGAGCAAAAAUCCGCGUUCGGUGCUGAAAUGGGAGACAUCGCGGCUUUGUUACGAUCUUGUGGGGGGAAGUCCCUUGUUUUUGUUGACGAGCUUGGUCGAGGGACAUCGCCCAGGGAUGGAACUAGACUGGCUGGUGCUGUGUUAGAAGCGAUGACAAUGAGUGGAAUGAGCGGAAUUUUUGCUACGCAUCUCCACGAUGUUCUUGAUUUACCGCUUCGUUCAAAAGGACGAAUUGUUAAGAAGAGGAUGGGUGUACACAAGUGCCACCUCGAUGGCCACCAAUGGACAUAUAGAUUGGAAGACGGUGUAUGUACCGACAGCCUCGCGCUGUUAACUGCCGCACGCUUUGGUCUUCCUGAAAGUGUCAUCCAAAGAGCCGAAGCUCUGGACUCCUACAUUCCGCGUGCGUCAUCCUCUGUACUCCCCGAUAACUACAAAGCCCAGAGCAUUCCAGAUGGUGUAAACGGAUUUCCUGGGCGCAUCUUCGGUCUCGAAAACAUUGUCUCCCUAGCCGAGGAAUGCACCGGUGUUCGCUCCCUUCAAAUUCCUCCGCAGUGGAACGUUCCAGCAUCACUAGACGAGCCAAAAAGGGACAUUGGUCUAACGUUACAGCUCUGGCGUUACCAGCGGCAGAUAAGUCUCAAGCUCGUGCAUGGGAGAGUCUGAUAAUCCGGAGACUAAGCAAAACAGGCGUAUCCCUCAUCAGCACCACUGAUGGUAGAUCCAUUCGAUCGGCAAGGCAGUAGUUCCCAAUAUCAUGCCUUUAUAUCUGGCUCUUGAAGAGUGCUGUACGAUCGAAUUAUUGGCCUUACUCCGUUUUGGACGUUGCUAGCAUGUUGUCGUAAAGAUAAUCCAAUGCUGUGCGUCGUGACAACAAAAUUACAAUCGUUUAGAGCUUUUGAGCAAGGAUUUCCGUUGGUGAUCCAGCAGUUGUCGCAUCAUUCCUCGCAAGUCUUUUCGGUACGUAUCAGCAGAACCAGCAGGGACGCUCAUGCGGUAGCGCAACUCAUCCGUGGACAAGCUCUCCGCUAGCUCCAGCAUAGUGCCAAGCACGGUACUGAUAUGGUUUGG
Molecule: messenger RNA, 4182 nt
Organism: Phaeodactylum tricornutum CCAP 1055/1
Lineage: Eukaryota; Bacillariophyta; Bacillariophyceae; Surirellales; Neidiaceae
Exons: 3
Coding region: 1-3777 (1258 amino acids)
Biological process (GO): mismatch repair
Cellular component (GO): nucleus
Molecular function (GO): mismatched DNA binding; ATP binding; ATP-dependent DNA damage sensor activity
Source: RefSeq, a predicted model, not a curated record